UGCACAUAUAUUUAUUGGGCGUUAGAUGCCGCGAACGUUAUCUUUGGGUAGUGUUUCCAGUACAGUAACGUAGUUGACGUCGGUGGCCUCCAGCCAUUAAUUUGGUUUUUUUUUCAUUACUGCUUGAUAGUCGGAGACCAAGUAAAAAUGACCCGUGGCAACCAGCGUGAAUUGGCACGUUUGAAGAACCAGAAGAAAAUGCAAGAAAUACAAAAGAAGAAAGGUGCAAAUGAUAAAGAUUCUAAUAAAGGCCUGUCACUUGAACAGCGCAAACAAAGGGAUGCAGAACUUAUGCGCCAAAAACAAAUGAAAGCCCUUCAAAAGGAGGGUGCUGCUGCCAGUUAAACAUAACUAUUACUGACAUUUCUACAUUAUUACCAAAAAAUUAUUUUUUACUAACAUUUGAUGGCAGGAUCUCUUCUUCCAGUGUGAUUUGGCAUGCUGAGGCAAUUGAUGAAAAUUCGCAUUUGUUCUACUUUUAUAAUAAAAAUGACUGUCAAGAAAUAAAGAUUGCAUUAGUGCCUAAAGAAAUAUGACUCUAAACACAUUUGUUUUGUUCUGUGUGCAAGGUGCAGUAAAUUCAAUAAAUAUUUAACUGUAAGGAAAUAUUCCAAUUCAAUAAAGAUAUGCACAUGUGGAUAAGUGUAAAAGGUAAAAGAUCUUUUUUUCUAAUGGGUUCAUCCUUAAAUGCUUUGAUAACAGUAGAUUUAAAAAUGCAUUUGUGUAAGUAAGACACCCUACUCAUUUUUAAUGUAAUGUUGGAUGUUGUUAAUAUUGUUUACAAAUUCUUUUUAUUGUGAGUGUACCAAAAAUUAAUAAAUCUCAUUAGUGUUA
Molecule: messenger RNA, 834 nt
Organism: Schistocerca nitens (vagrant locust)
Lineage: Eukaryota; Metazoa; Arthropoda; Insecta; Orthoptera; Acrididae
Product: modifier of protein aggregation 4
Exons: 3
Coding region: 148-345 (65 amino acids)
Cellular component (GO): cytosol
Source: RefSeq, a predicted model, not a curated record